Molecule: messenger RNA, 1535 nt
Organism: Linum tenue
Lineage: Eukaryota; Viridiplantae; Streptophyta; Magnoliopsida; Malpighiales; Linaceae
Source: the annotation of a GenBank genome assembly
CCAUCUGGUAUAUAAGUCCAAACAACUUCAACCGAAAGUCACAUAUCUCAUCUUUCCCCCCCAAGUUUCUCUUUUUCCCUUGUUGGAAUCCGAUGGGUUGCCACCGGACAUGGUUUCUGCAGCUGUUGGCGGUGUUCCUCCUGUGGAGCAGUACGUCGGCGGUCUGCCGGAAAAACAUGGCCCGAGCUCAGGGUAAGAAGGCACUCCGGGUUGCUGCAGGGAAGCCUUCCUUCAAGAUCGCCAUUUUCGCCGACCUCCACUUCGGCGAGAACGCCUGGACCGAUUGGGGACCCUUACAGGAUGUCCUUUCCACCGGCCUCAUGUCUUCGGUUCUCGAGGAACAAAAGCCAGAUUUCGCGGUGUACUUGGGCGACGUAAUCACGGCGAACAACAUGGCGAUUGCGAACGCCAGCGCUUACUGGGACCAAGCCAUUGCUCCGACCCGCGACAAGAGAAUACCGUUUGCGACCGUGUUCGGGAACCACGACGACGCAAGAUUCGAGUGGCCGAUGGAGUGGUUCUCCCCGCCGGGAGUCCCCAAAGUCAGCUGCCCGGCGGCGGCGGGAGCCGGCGACUGUAGCUUCAGGGGAACGGGUCGGGUGGAAUUGAUGAGGAAGGAAGUGGAAAGGAACAGGGAGCUGUCGUUUUCAGCAAGCGGUCCGAAUUCCCUGUGGCCGAGCGUGUCGAAUUAUGUGGUGCCGGUGGGUUCUUCCAGCGGCAGCGGAUCGCCGGUUUUGUUGAUGUAUUUUCUGGAUUCCGGCGGCGGUUCGUAUCCCGGCGUUAUUUCCGGUGCUCAGUCGGACUGGCUUCAGGCUAAGUUUAGAGAACUGAAUCCCGACGGCAGGAUUCCGGAAAUCAUGUUUUGGCACAUACCAAGUACGGCUUAUGCCAGCGUAGCACCAAAAUCGACGGCGGGAGUGGCGCAGCCAUGUGUGGGCUCGAUCAACGCUGAGAGUGUCGCCUCUCAAGAUAAAGAAAUCGCCACGAUGGACAUUCUCGUUAAAAGACCUUCUGUCAAGGCAGUUUUUGUAGGGCACAACCAUGGAAUGGACUGGUGUUGCCCCUACCAAAAGUUGUGGUUGUGCUAUGCCAGACAUACUGGCUAUGGCGGAUAUGGCAGUUGGGAUAGAGGUGUCAGGAUGGUGGAGCUCACCGAGAAGCCAUUUUCUCUCAAGUCGUGGAUCACCAUGGCCGAUGGGGAAUCCCAUAGCGAAAUCAUCCUGGCAUCCUAGUGCAAAUGAGAAUGAUGUGUUUGAUGUAUAUGUCUGUGAUGACCUGCAAAGCUAGAAAUCCUUAUUUUCACACUCUUAAUUCCAUUUACGGAUCAAUAAUCUACUCUCAUAUUCUAUGUUACUAAUGUUAUCUGAUGCUGAAGAAGAUUCAAACCUCAGGGCAGAGUUGUGGAAUGAAUGCAAAUCAGGGGUGACACCCACCACCAACUGGAAGAAGAUUUUUGCCCGAAGUCAGCAAAAAGAUCUGAACUUUAUGGGAUUGAUGAACGAAUUUUCAGAUACAAAUCAUAACCUUCAGCCUGG